AAGCCCUUGUCAUGUGUGGCUUAUUGGGUGGGGUGUUCUAAGUCCGAUAUGCUUUGCCAUAUUUGAAGGUGCUGCAUUGACCUGAUAUGCACCGUUCUUUCUCUUUAUCAAAAGACUAUGUUGCCAAAAGAACUGUCAGGUAGAGUGUGUAGUACAAUUAAGCAUGCUAAAAAGACAUCAGUACUAGUAAAAGAGCUUGUUUCAUUUAUCAAUCAUGCAACACUUGCUAAGAAUGAAGGCCUGAUUGAGAUUAUAUGGAAUAGAUCAAAACAACUGGAAAGCACUUCUUUGCUUGAUAAUCAUGAUUCAACUGACUAUUUUUUACAGCUAAAGCAGCUAAUUCAACAUGGUAUUGAAUUAUGGAAUUUGACAGUUGAAAUGAACAUCUAUAUCACAAAAAAUGAGAGACAAAAGAUGAAGGCACUAGCUAUGCUAAAAGAUACUUGCUUCCAUAUCUUCCAAAUGGAUCAAGAAUGGAAAAAAGAGAAUUAUUGGACUUACUUGCAAAUGGUUGCAGGCACAUUCAGGAUUUGUUUAGAUUGCGAAGAUAUGGAAAGUGAGCAACUAGCUCUAAUCGAUGAACUGAAAAACGUAAACAAAAAGGUCAUAUGAUAAGCUUGUACUGAUAGAUUCAGGCUAAUCAUAUAUCGAUUGAAGAUAAUAUGGAUCCAGAAAAGAUUAUGACACUAUUUAAAUGCUUCAUCUAUCAAUCAGAAUACUUUUUUGUCUUAUUUUUGAUACCCAACAAGCAUAAUUGUAUAUAUCAGCAUCAUUUCUUUUACUAGACUAUCAUUUAUGUACAUAUUUUUACUAGCCAACA
Messenger RNA from Gilbertella persicaria, 820 nucleotides. RefSeq lists its product as uncharacterized. The transcript has 5 exons. Bases 118 to 612 code for a protein of 164 amino acids. The record is from RefSeq and is a predicted model, not a curated record. Lineage: Eukaryota; Fungi; Mucoromycota; Mucoromycetes; Mucorales; Choanephoraceae.